This is a messenger RNA of Paramecium sonneborni, 1434 nucleotides long. The record is from the annotation of a GenBank genome assembly. NCBI's taxonomy places the organism in Eukaryota, Ciliophora, Oligohymenophorea, Peniculida, Parameciidae.
AUGAACAAAUAUCUACAGAUUCUUGAAAAAAUUGAUAUGUUUGGAGUGUAAAUAUCUCUUCUAACAAAUACAAAUAAAACAACUUUUCGAAGCAAAGUUGGAGGAGUGAUUUCUUUUAUUUUGAGUAGCAUAAGCUUGUCUUAUCUAUUAUUUGUUUUAUUAUUAUGGAUAAACAAUGAAAUACCUCCCAAUAUUAGUUCAAUAUAAGAAACCAAAGGUUAUGGGGAGUUUAAAUGGUCUCAACCUUUAAUAGAGCUCACACUUGAGGACUUUAUAUCAAAUAUAGAUCCCUUUAGAAAAGAAAACAAUAUUAUUACUCCAUUAUUAUUUAAGACGAACAAUUUUAAAGUUUAAGAAGAACCUAUUAUUUUAUUUAGUGACGAAUAUUAUUUUUCCACAUUAUCUGUCAACAAUGGAUCUUUAAUUUUAAAUAAUUUAUAUUAAUAAGAUGAAGACCAUUAACCAAACAAAGAAUAUUUAUUAGUGCUUGCUAUAUGCUAAAAUAUCUCUUUAAAAAAUGGUAGCUAUUGUGCUGAUUAGAAAAUUAUUGAUGAAUAUUUGUCUAAACAUCAUGGAUUUUUAACCUUAACAAUUCGAUUGAAUUAAUUUAAUUAUGUCUAACAAAAAUUAGAAGAUUUUGUUAAAUAAUAUUACCAAGCUUUUGAUCCUAGAAAAUCUUCCUAUUCUUAAGUAAUGUUAAAAUAAUAAGAAACAAUUAUUGAUGAUGGAAUUUUGUUUAAAAAUGAAAAGUAAUUUAACUUUCUUAACAACUAUGAAUUAAUCAAUUAAGAAGUCGGAUCAGAGUUUAUGCCCGAUACAAUUGCUUUUAUUUCUGAUAAAAAUUAUCAUUUAAACAUUUCAAGUUCCUUUCUUUUUCGAAUAGAUAAUAUAUCCAUAAAAGAAGAGAUUACCAUGCCAAAACUUGGGUAGGUCUUAGCUUAAAUUGGUUCUUUAGUUUAAUUAAUUUUUUUAUUAAAGUAUGUUGCUAUAUUUUAUAAUAAUAAAUUACUAGAAAAUUAGUAGUUUUAUGACAUUGUUUCAAUGUACUACCCAGAAUUUAAAAAUUUUUAAAUCAAUAUAUUCAAUAAAUUUAAAUUUAAAGAAAAUCUUAAUUAAUUUCAGCUUCCCAUAAAAAACUUGGAAUUAAUAUACGUUACUUUAUUAAAGCGAGCUAAAGAAAAAUGUAGGUUGAAUAAUAUUCUUUAUGAGAUUUCAAGAAUUCAAUUUAUACUUGAAUAAUAAUUCGGAAAUCGUAUUUUACAGAAUAGCCAUUAAUUAGGAUAGAAAUUUACAAAAAAUAUUAAUGAAAUCGCGUAUGGAAAAAUACCUGAAUCUAAUCGAUUAGUUGUCUGGCCUGCUGAGCAAAUUUCCACAGAGCAAGAAUAAGAUCUUAUAUUAAAAGAACCUUUAGAGUUACUUAUUAAACAGGAAUGA